GAAACAAACAUGGAAAGGAUAUAGAUUAUAGAAUACAGAGGCACCGACGUAGCGACGGUCAAGGUCCACAAUCCACAAUCCGCAACCGAAUAACCCACUACCCACAGAUUUCUCUCUCUCUCUCUCUCUGUUGGAUUGGAUCCUAAUAUCUGUGUUCCACUUUCAGAGGUUGCUCCUUCAUUCACGCCCUUGCUCUCUUCAAAUCUAUUUUCUUCCUCUGCUCUAUCUAUCUCUUGUUAUUUUUCCCUCUCACGCCAAUCACCAUGCCUUCUCCUUCAGAUCACCACCGCCCCCAACCAAAACCUAAUCCCAACCUCCUUUCUCUGUUCCUCAAACCAAUCAUCAUGCUCCUUCUCACCUCCCUCUUCUUCCUCUUCCUCGGCUUCGCUGCCUUCCUCCUCCUCAACCUCUUCCUCCUCGGCGGCGCCUUCCACCGCCUUCGCUUCCGCCCCUCCGUUACCACCGCACCCACCUCCUCCAACGGCCUCCCCCCUCGCGAAAUCAACAAGCUCCCCCGCUUUCGUGUCGCCAAUGGAUCCGAGACCCGACCCGACUCCAAUUGCGUCGUCUGCCUGGACGCAUUCCAUAACGCCCAAUGGUGCCGAAAGCUUGCUGCGUGCGGGCACGUGUUUCACCGCAGGUGCGUCGACACGUGGCUCCUUAAGGUCGCCGCAUGCCCCACGUGCCGCACACCCGUGGGAUUCAAUGCCGGUGCUACGGUACAUGACCCGCCUCAGCGGUCUGACCAUUUUCAUACCUGCGGAACUGACUCCAAUGCUCUCACCACCCUUUUAUAGCUUGUAAGUUUUCGUUUUUAAGCCUUUCCCAAACCAUGUAAGGAUAUCAAGUAAUUGUUUUUUUAAUCUAUGUAUAUGAAUUGUAGCAAUAGUUUUUUCUCCCAUUUCGACGACUAUUGGGAAGAAAUGAACCAACUUAAUUCACGAAUGUUUUGGUAAGUUUUUACUUUUAAGAAGAGGAGAAUGCCUUGAAAUCUAUCUCUUUA
This is a messenger RNA of Glycine soja, 1003 nucleotides long. Its product is annotated as RING-H2 finger protein ATL56-like. The record is from RefSeq and is a predicted model, not a curated record. The transcript has a single exon. The coding region runs from base 264 to 797 and encodes 177 amino acids. Lineage: Eukaryota; Viridiplantae; Streptophyta; Magnoliopsida; Fabales; Fabaceae.